Molecule: messenger RNA, 2594 nt
Organism: Tachysurus fulvidraco (yellow catfish)
Lineage: Eukaryota; Metazoa; Chordata; Actinopteri; Siluriformes; Bagridae
Gene: antxr1d
Product: ANTXR cell adhesion molecule 1d
Exons: 18
Coding region: 206-1882 (558 amino acids)
Cellular component (GO): membrane
Molecular function (GO): signaling receptor activity
Source: RefSeq, a predicted model, not a curated record
CGGAGUGUGCACUAGAGGAGGGGCAAUUCAGGAUGGUUUGGAAGCGGACACUCGGAACACUGCAGCAUUUAACACGCUGACAAUUCAAUGUCAUCUGGGUGGAAUAUGUUCGCUGGGAAAGAUUGAUUUAUUUUCUGAGGAAUUAUGAGAAAUCUGAGUUUUGUCGCUUGUUUUGCAUGGAACUGAAUGAAUUGUUUGGGGAAAGAUGGCGCGCCUUUUGCUUAGCUUUGGUGUGGCUGUGGGUCUGGUAGGAAUGGCGAUGUUCACACUUCCAAAUGCAAAAGCUGAGCCUCAUGUUAAGGAGGAGGAGAGCUCUUGUCAAGGUGCCUUCGACUUGUAUUUUGUCCUCGACAAAUCUGGAAGUGUCAAGCACCACUGGAUUGAGAUCUACUCCUUUGUGGAACAUCUCGCAGAGAAAUUCACAAGCCCGAUGCUAAGGAUGUCCUUCAUUGUCUUCUCAACACAAGGAACUAUCAUCAUGGAACUAACUGAAAAUAGGGAUGAAAUUACCAAAGGCCUGAGUGUGCUAAAGAAAGUGGUACCAGGAGGUGACACAUUUAUGAAUCUUGGAUUACAAAAGGCAAAUGAACAAAUAUAUCAUGGAAAUUAUGGGACAGCCAGUGUUAUCAUUGCUUUGACGGAUGGCGAGUUAAAUACAAAUCAGGUUAUCACAGCACAGCAAGAGGCACAGAGGGCCAGAUCCCUUGGAGCCAUAGUGUAUUGUGUGGGAGUAAAAGACUUUAAUCAAACACAGUUGGCUACCAUCGCAGACACCAUUGAGCAUGUGUUUCCUGUUGUGGGAGGUUUCCACGCCCUAAGAGGAGUGAUAGAUUCAAUAAUCAAAAAAUCAUGCAUUGAAAUUUUAGCAGCAGAGCCAUCAAGUGUUUGUGCUGGAGAGGAAUUCCAAGUGGUUGUUCGAGGCAGAGGCUUUUUGUAUGCCAGAAAUAUCAAUCAGGUCUUGUGCAGCUUCAAAAUCAAUGACACGGUCACAGUGAAUGAGAAGCCUGUAAAUGUUGAAGACAUGCUUCUGCUUUGCCCAGCACCAGUUAUAGAAGAAGUUGGAAAGGUGAUAUACCUUCAGGUCAGCAUGAAUGAGGGCUUGUCGUACAUCACUAGUUCAGUGCACAUCACCACUACUAAAUGUUUUGAUGGCACCAUUCUCCUCAUUUCUUUGCUGGUGAUCUUCCUGCUUGUGGGUCUGCUGCUGAUGUGGUGGUUUUGGCCUCUGUGCUGUACUGUGGUCAUUAAAGAGCCGCCUCCUCCACCUCCACCUGAGCCUGAAUCUGAUGAUGAAAAUGGGAUGCCAAAGAAGAAGUGGCCUACAGUUGACGCCUCUUACUACGGGGGUAGAGGAGUUGGUGGCAUUAAAAGAAUGGAGGUGCGCUGGGGGGAUAAAGGCUCUACAGAAGAAGGUGCUAAGCUGGAAAAACCCAAGAAUGCAGUGGUAAAGAUGCCGGAUCAGGAGUUUGAGCCUUAUGAGCCCAAACAGAGGAGGUCAACAGCACGCCAGCGUUCACAACAGAGGAAGUGGUACACUCCAAUUAAGGGGAAACUGGAUGCUUUGUGGUUUCUGCUACGCCGAGGAUAUGACCAAGUGUCCCUCAUGAGGCCUCAGCCGGGAGAUCAGGGCCGAUGCAUCAACUUUACGCGGGUGAAAGACGAGGCAGUCAGGGCUCCACCACGCAGCCCCCCUCCACCUCCAGCACCGCCAACAGAGCACCGGGCCCUGAUACACCCCUCCACCUCGGCACCUCCCAACCGUCAAACCCGCUCCCCACCCAGACCUCCACCAGCACGAUCACGCUACGGACCCCCACCAUCACGAGCACCACCAAGACCUCCUCCUUCUCUUCCCCCACCCUGUCCUGGGAACCAGCACUGAGAACAAUGCAGUAUCUAAAGCACCCUAAGCUAAGAGUUGUUGCUGGACAGCAAAAAGAGUCAACUACUGAUUAUCCCCAGAGAUGAAUAAGAUGUGAUCUAAUAUACUCAGCUCUGGGUAUUCUUUCAUCAUCAUAUCAAUCAUAUAGUGUGUGAAUUCUCACGUCAUGUAGUCAGCAUGUGUAAGUCUUUGGAAAGUAUUAUUUUGUGCUUGAAAAUGAAAUUGACAUGUUUUUGUAUUACAUGAUUGGUUGACUGAUUGAUGAAGGUUUUGGCUGAAAGAUGGAGGGUUUAAGCAUGUUGAUUAGUCAUCUGUAAGUAAUUUUCAAAGGCACUAGCCUUAGAUCAAUUGGUUAGGCCUGUAAAAAAUAGAGUAAAUAUAACUGCAGGGCAGUUCCAUCUUUUAAUUUAUUUAGCCUUGGUCUCCUGGAAAGCACUUGAGCAUACAAUGACAGGGUGUCCAAUACACAUAAGACUCGUAUAUAUAUAUGUGUGUGUGUGUGUGUGUGUGUGUGGGGGGGGGGUGUGGAGAGGAAUGCGGGGCUUUGGUUUUUAUGCAUAGGAUGCUUCAAGUGCAGACUAUAUGUGUUUAGUGACUUACAGUAUAUGAACAAAAUUUUGUUGGAAAAAGUCUCAAACUAAAUUGUUUUUUUCUUAUUUUCACACACAACUAACCAAAUAACACUUCCAUUUAUUAAACAUUUUGCAACCAA